AUUUUCAUGACAUAUUUAUUUUCAGGAGUUUUACUUGUGCAGACCAAAUUAUUUGCAUGUUUUUUAUAUUAUAAAGUUUUUAUCAAAAUUAGAUGUGAUCGAAUAAGGUGCCAUUCGAUCUAAAUAAUGUCCACUGAAGAAGGGAUACGGGCGACAAACGAUGACGCGGCACAGUGCAAGAGGUUUGCGGUGGAUAAAGGGUAUUGGCAGGAUCCGUUUAUUGCCUUGUUUACUUCAAAAGCUCGACAAAGUCAUGCGCCAGAAAUCAGCAUUGGCUACUAUGCGAGAGUUAAAGCCCUGAAACUACUUCUUAAGAAGUUUAUUACAGUAACAGAUGGCAAAUGUCAGGUAGUCAGUCUUGGUGCCGGUUUUGACACUUUGUUCUGGAAUCUCAAAGAUGAAUGUGUAAAUACAACCUCAUACAUCGAAGUAGAUUUCUCAGCUGUAACUUCAAGGAAGAUUCAAUGCAUACGUCGCUCAGAAAAACUUCUGAGCAAGAUCACAUCUGACGGAGAGGAGGUGAAAUUCAAUGCAACAGACCUUCAUGGUAAAGACUAUCACUUGGUGGCUGCAAACCUGAAAAAUCUUGCAGAACUGGACCAGAAAUUACAUGAGUCUGGAAUUGACAAAACUUUGCCCACAAUUUUCAUUGCAGAGUGCGUGUUAGUGUAUAUUGAGAAAUCCAACACGGAUGCCAUUCUUAAAUGGGUCACAGAUAAUUUUUCGACAACUUUCUUUGUCAAUUAUGAGCAGGUUAACAUGGCAGACAAAUUUGGGGAGGUCAUGUUGGAUAAUUUACGAUCGAGAGACUGCAUGCUGCAUGUGGAAUACUGUCAGAGUCUGGAGUCACAAAAGCAGAGAAUGCUGACUCAUGGUUUCGAAGGGGCUGAUGCGAUGGAGAUGAGGCAUGUGCUUAGUUCCCUCCCACAGGAUGAUAUGCAGAGGAUACAACAGAUAGAGUUUCUGGAUGAAAGGGAGUUGCUUGAUCAGCUGAUGAGCCAUUAUUGUUAUUGCUGGGCGUUCAAGGACCCCAACAAUAUUGGGCUUUCACAUAUCAAUAUUUAGAGACUGUUCAUCAUCUCCUGUUAUCUUUGCCUGUGUUCCUGUCUGGAACAUUUGCCGCCGUACAGCUUCAUCCAAUGCCUAUAGUGUGGGCAACUCCCUUUAGCUGUCCCCAAUUCUUGCCCAUAUGCUGGGCAUCUAACUCCAGGUUUCGGCGCCAUAUGUUUCUAGGCUGCUCUCUCAUCAGUAACAUUAUUGUAUACUUGUUGACUUGUUGUUGUUACUUUGCUUUUACUGAUGUAUCAAUGGGAUUGCAUUUACCUAUACAUGCAACUAUUAUAUGCAUUGCUUUGUGCUCUGUACAAGUCAGCCAUACAAGCAUGAAUACAUUGCUUAUGAAGCUGUAGUUUUGUGUCAUGAAAUCAUGUUUGAUAAAAAUUGAAGCAAAAUCAAUGAAUCAAAAUCAAUACCUACUCAAUUAUUCCAUAAUUUAUUAUGUAAUGCACUGCAAAAUUUUGUUGUUUUUUAGCUCGACUAUUUUAUAUGAAAUAUUUAUAGUGGAGCUAUCCUACUCACCCCGGCGUCGGCAUGAGCGUUAGCGUGAGCGUGCAAAUGUUAAAGUUUGCGUACCAACCCAAAUAUUUCCUAUGUCUCAUGACAUAUUGCUUUAAUAUUUUGCAUACUUCUUUACCAACAUGACCCCAAACUAUAAACAAGAGCAGACAACUGUAUCAAGCAUUUUGUAAGAAUUAUGGCCCUUUUUUCACUUAAAAUAUGCAUAUUAUUGAUAAAUCUAUGUUUAAGUUUGCUUACAGCCUCAAAUAUUUUCAAUGUCCCUUGACAUAUUGCUUUCAUAUUUAGGCAACUUCUUUACCAAUAUGACCCCAAUCUAUAAACAAGAGCAGACAACUGUAUCAAGCAUUUUGUAAUCUUAUGGCCCUUUUUUGUCUUAGUAACUGAAUAUUUUGUUACAUUUUGUGUUCAGAUCCACUUGACUUCUGAAGUAUCAAAGCUAUUGCUUUCAAACUUCAAAUAUUUUCUUACAAUCAUGAGGGUACUGUACCUGGCAAGUUCAAUUUGAUCUUGACCUUUGAAUGACCUUGACUCUUGAGGUCAAAAGAAUAAAUUAUAGUUAAAUUGCCAUAACUUCUUUAUUGAUGAUCAGAUUUUAUUAAUACUUUGACAAAACAACACUUACCUGAAUACCACAAUGGAUUCCACCCAAACAAUAUCCCACGCCCCAACCCAGAAUCCCUGCCCCCCCCCCAAAAAAAAAUGACACCACCCCCACAUUAUACCCCCUUCGCACCCCCCACCCCCCCAUACCCAACCAACAAAGAAUAUUUUUUUCUUUGAAACAUGGUUAAAAAAAAACAAAACAAAUAUUCACUUUUUUUUGAAGGGCCGUCCAAACUUCCCACCCAAGCUAUUGCAAUCAAACAUGAAAUAAAAUCUUAUUAGUUUGUUUUUAUAUCUUUACAAAUUUUCAGUAGAUUGUGGAAAAUAUACCUGAACUAUUACCUUGACCUUAUUGAAUAAUUUGAACAAUUUCCUUAUGAUGGCUUACGUUAUACUGUCAAGCACUCAAUUAGUUGAGCACGCUGUCCUCUGACAGUUCUUGUUUGUUUUCCAUUCCUAUUUAUGAUAACUCAAGAACAUGUAUACAUAUGUUGAAUGUUAUAUCCUUAUUUACAUAGUCUUAUUUUGUUUCUUGGUAUACACUGCUGUCUGAGUUUUGAAAUUUGUGAAAAUAACUCGAAAAAUUGUAAAUUCCUCAGUCUGUGAAAAAUGACGAACAACAGCAGAUCAGUUGCAUAGGCUUAAUGGAUUUUAAUGAGAAAGUUGUGUUGGUAAUUAAUUAGUUUUGUUAAAGAUUUUUUUUAAAGAUUAGAUUGUUUUCUUAGUAUUUUUUUGUGUGAGGCCACCAGUUUGGUGAAUUCACAUUCAUAUGCGGAUUAUCGUAAAGGAAUAUGAGCAUGUUCACUGCUUAUUUUUAAAUACAGCGCUUAAUACA
Dreissena polymorpha is the source of this 3016-nucleotide messenger RNA. RefSeq names its product leucine carboxyl methyltransferase 1-like. Gene Ontology annotation, molecular function: protein C-terminal leucine carboxyl O-methyltransferase activity. Lineage: Eukaryota; Metazoa; Mollusca; Bivalvia; Myida; Dreissenidae. Gene Ontology annotation, biological process: C-terminal protein methylation. The transcript is spliced from 6 exons. The record is from RefSeq and is a predicted model, not a curated record. Gene Ontology annotation, cellular component: cytosol. The coding region runs from base 127 to 1065 and encodes 312 amino acids.